AAACAAACAAAAAAGCGAUAAAAAGGAAUAAAUAGACCCUUUACCCCAUAGAGUGAGUAAGCUGCGAGUGUAAAAGAUAGAACAACAAACAACAAAGAAGAAGAAAAGAUGCCGAGGAGUAGAUUUGCAGGAUCAUUGAUGUCUCCAAAGGUGGAUGUUAUCAUUGAUAUGGGAAACCCUUUUCUAAAUCACACUGUUGAUGCUUUCUUGAAGAUCGGCACUGUUGCUGCCACCAAAACUGUUGCUGAAGAAACUUAUGAAAUGAUCACUAAAGGCAGUGUUUCAAGUCACAAGUUUGAGAAAUCGUUGAAGAAAAUGUGUAAAGAAGGUGCUUAUUGGGGAACUGUUGCUGGGGUAUAUGCUGGAUUGGAGUAUGGAGCUGAGAGAAUUCGUGGAACCAGAGAUUGGAAAAAUGCAAUGAUUGGGGGUGCAUUGACAGGAGGUAUCAUAUCUGCUGCAAGCAACAACAACAGAGACAAGAUUGUAAUGGAUGCCAUUACAGGAGCUGCUGUUGCUACUGCUGCAGAGUUCCUUAACUAUCUCACAUGAGUUGAGCAAAGAGAACUAAGAAUUUACUUACCAAGCUGCUAAAAACAUUGCUGUUAGUAUUUGCUAUAUUUCUCUCUAAUUGACUACUUUUUAAGUCAAUCUACAAUAUAGCUAAUCUUUUCAAAUAAUUGUCAUGCCUUGUUUAGUAUUUUGGUUGGUUAUUCCUGUUAUUUUCUUGAUCUAAGGGUCUAUCAAAAACCACCUCUCUACCUCCCAAGGUAAGGAUAAGGUUUGCAUACACACUAUCCUCCUCAGACUUCACUUGUGAGAUUACAUUGGAUAUGUUAUUGUUAUAUUGGAUUUUGAGACGUGUCUAAA
Messenger RNA from Solanum dulcamara, 867 nucleotides. RefSeq names its product outer envelope pore protein 16, chloroplastic. Gene Ontology annotation, molecular function: amino acid transmembrane transporter activity. The record is from RefSeq and is a predicted model, not a curated record. The transcript has 6 exons. Lineage: Eukaryota; Viridiplantae; Streptophyta; Magnoliopsida; Solanales; Solanaceae. Gene Ontology annotation, biological process: protein import into chloroplast stroma. Bases 109 to 549 code for a protein of 146 amino acids. Gene Ontology annotation, cellular component: chloroplast outer membrane.